AUGAAGGCUUUGAAGGAACAGCGAUGCGAGCGAGAGCCUCCUGUUGACGUUGACGUUGACGAUGACGACUUUGUUGGACUCGCUUGCCCUCUCGACGACCUUGAAGCUGUCGUCAUCCUUGAAAGUGAAACCACGACUUUCGAUCCCUUCUUGUUCGACAACGUCAAACUUGAUGACCACAACAUGGCAAUUCAAGAGAAGCCCAAGAAACCACCAUCCCACGGCAAAGGGAAGAAGUUGGAGACCCUCCGAUUGGUGCUAUGCACACCACCUCCAUCUUCUUGUCAACAAAACCCUACGGGGCCAACAAAAUCUGAUGCUCACCAUCAACGGCAACACUGGGAUGAUGAAGAGAAAUUGGAGAAUAGCAAGCGAAAGCUUCACCAAGGCUAUCAGGAGUUCCAAAGCAAGAGAAAGAAAAUUCAACUUCUUGACGUCAAGAACUUGCCUUUGCCGUCUAAGCCUCAGCGAGGCCGGGUUUUGAGCGAGAACAAGCCGUUGAUCAGUUCGAGGAAGUGCCCAGAGCCUUCUGAUUUUUCGGAGAGCCAACAAAACCCUAAGGGGCUCACAAAAUCUACUGAUCAUGAUCUUCAUCAUCGGCAAGAUUGGGAUGAUGAAGAGAAGUUGGAGACUAGUGUUCAAAAGCUUCACCAAGGCUAUCAAGAGUUCCAAAACAAGCGAAAGAAAAUUCAAAUUAUCGACAUCAAGAACUUGCCUUUGCCGUCUAAGCCAGGACGAGGUCGGGUUUUGACAAAGAACAAGUUUCUGACUAGCUCCAGGAAGUGCCGAGCCUUCUGAUUUCUUGGAUAUCAGAUGUGACCAAAGAUGACUAUUCAGUCAUUUUUCAUGACAACUUCAUUGGCGACGAGGACAAGGUUAGUUCUACUUCUAUAUAAUUUGGUUUCAGGGUGUUUUUAAGGAGCAAAGGGUUACGGACAUAACUCUGCUGGAAUUGCUUUCCUAUGGACCUCAGAAAGAGGCAGGAAAGGUAAUUAAAUUUGGAGAUUGUCCUGUUUUCAUAUUGAUAAAUAAUAUGCAUGCAUGUAAGGUAGAAUAUUGUCUAGGAUGAAAAUUCAGGUAAUUCAUUCACAUAUCCAUGUUGGAGGCCUAUGCUAAGGAAAAAAAAAAAAAAAAAAGAUGGAAGAAUUUUUUAGUGGAAGGUAGAAAAGGAUGACUCCCUAUGCGUCAUACUGCAGGAAACUUUAGUUAAGAAGUGAUGCCAUUUUCCUUUUAAUUGGAAACUUUAGUGCCAACCCGUCAAGACCUUUUCAGGAAACUUCAUCGUGCAUCACUGGACUAGGAACGGGGAAUCCGUUGUACUGAUCAUAACCACACUUUUCCCAGAGACUUCCCCGCUCUUAGGUCCAACAAUGGCAAUACUGAGACCCCAUGUCAGCAGUUAGCCAAUUUCUCAUGAAGCUUAUUCACUGAGAGAGAGAAAAAUGCUGUAUCCAUUAAAUUGCCGAAGUUAUCAAACUAAAAUUUCAUAAUUUCCUUUCUUUGUUGAAGUUUUCAACUGCCAUGAAAGUGGAAACCGGUUAGGAGUUACCACCCUGUUGGGAUCCUCCUGCCAAUU
Prunus persica (peach) is the source of this 1576-nucleotide messenger RNA. RefSeq lists its product as uncharacterized. NCBI's taxonomy places the organism in Eukaryota, Viridiplantae, Streptophyta, Magnoliopsida, Rosales, Rosaceae. The transcript is spliced from 2 exons. The record is from RefSeq and is a predicted model, not a curated record. The coding region runs from base 1 to 798 and encodes 265 amino acids.